Lingula anatina is the source of this 7548-nucleotide messenger RNA. RefSeq lists its product as uncharacterized. Gene Ontology annotation, molecular function: GTPase activator activity; protein binding; phosphatidylinositol binding. The record is from RefSeq and is a predicted model, not a curated record. Gene Ontology annotation, biological process: small GTPase-mediated signal transduction. NCBI's taxonomy places the organism in Eukaryota, Metazoa, Brachiopoda, Lingulata, Lingulida, Lingulidae.
AUAACUUGAUUGAUUGCUUUACAUCGUGCUGCUGUAUUUAAUCCUAAGGUUUGCUGCAGAGAUAAAAGAAGAAAAGAACAUUAGCCAAGUGUUAUAAAUGAGAGCGGAAUUUUGUGCUGAUAUGGUAUUUCCUUGUCUUCUUCUAGUCCUCAUUGUUUUAGAUUAUCAGUAUUUUAUUGAUGUAAUUUAUAAAACUUCACAGGGAAUCAUAGCUGUGUAUGUAUAUGUUUAGAGGGAGUGUUUUCACCCUUCACUGCUGUAGGUAAAGUGAAAAUUUUCAGAUCUUAUCAGACAGGGAUAAUGGAGAUAAAUGAUGGUUGAAACAGUACAGCUAAUGAAGGUUGCCUUAGUAACAGGCCUAAGGUGUCACAGUGGGUGGGAGGCGAGGAGCUUGAGAUGAGGGAGAGAGUGAGAGAGAUGGCAGAGGUUCCUGUCAUUUUACUACACUUAACUUUCAGCGGAGGUUCUCGCUCUGGGAGCAUCAGUGAUGGCGGCGGGACAGAAGACGAGAACAGCGAGCCCACAGUGAAGAAACUGCCAUCAGGUACCAUGAAGACUGAAGCAGGCAACAGCCAGUUCUAUAGCAAGGUGGGCAUCAUCCCCAUCUAUGACAGUUUAGACAGAGCUGGCAUCAGAGAACUCUCAGGGAGCGUCAAAGUGAAAGCCAUGACAAAAAAAGUUCAUGAUUUGAGCUCCAGGUUUCCUAAAAUAGACGACUGUGCUCACUUCCAUUAUGAUUUUAUAGAGCUCGGACCUCUUCAGGUGUCACUACUUCCUGGUCACCGCGAUAGUUACAAACACAAUGAGGACGGCACUAUGACACCUCUCUACUUUAUUAAAGUCUCUUCUAAUGAGAAAAUGUGGACUUUAAAAAGAACUUUUGAAAAUUUCCGCCUGUUAGACAAGCAGCUGCACAAAUGUAUAUAUGAUCGCAAGUUCAGCAAGCUGCCAGAGCUCCGUAAGGAAGACGGAGAUGAGGAAAAUUUAGAGGGCAUUCCAGAGAAGCUAGCUGCCUACCUGAACAAAUUCAGUGAGAUAGCAGGCAACAUGAUCAGCUGUGGACCAAUACUGAACUGGCUGGAGAUGGAUAACCAUGGCAACCGUCUGUUAAUAACCUCCAGUGAUGACAGUGACAUCAAUAUCCCAGCCAUCGCGGCGGCACACGUAGUGAAGUCACACAACGCCCAGGCCACGGACGAACUCUCUCUCAAAGUUGGUGACUUUGUAUCUGUGAUAGACAUGCCUCCAGUAGAGGACACAGUAUGGUGGAGAGGAAAGAAGGCUUCAUUUGAGGUUGGUUUCUUCCCAGCAGAGUGUGUAGAAAUCAUUGGCUCUGACAACAAGAUGCCACAAACAGUGGAGGCUAAGCUAGCAGAAGCACAAAAACCAGUUUUACAGCGCCGAGGCAAGGUGAUAUCAUUCCUGUCCCGUUUCUUCACGCAUCGUCCCACCAGGAACGCCCUGAAGCAGACGGGAAUCGUGAAGGAGAGAGUGUUUGGUUGUGAUCUUGGUGAACAUCUGCUCAAUUCAGGACUAGAAGUGCCACAGGUGCUCCAAAUUUGCAGCGAAGUAAUAGAGAAACAUGGUAUUGUAGAUGGUAUAUACAGACUGUCUGGAGUGGCAUCGAAUAUACAGAAACUCAGGCUAGCGUUUGAUGAAGGGACAGCUCCUGACCUGAAGAUAGAGACCCAGAAAGACAUCCACAGUAUCAGCUCCUUACUGAAGAUGUACUUCAGAGAGUUACCCAACCCUCUCCUCACCUAUCAACUCUACUCGUGCCAAGAAGCUAGCACGUCCCAAGUCCCUAUGUGUAGCCACGCCCACCAAACUGCUGUCACUAGAGGAGGCCCAGCAAAAACAGAAAUACAUAGAAGUAGGAGGAGGUCCUGCUGCCUUGCCUGAAUUCCACACUAUACUAGAACAUCCUCGUAAGCGGAGCAGAAAGUCUGGAGGUUGGAAGGCUCUGUUCAAAGGCAGUGGUGGGAAGACAAGUUCUGGUGCUGCUAAACCUAAAUACAGAAAGAGUAGCACCCCAGUGCCCUCCAAGUUUUCCGGUAAACAACAUAACACAGAUGUAAGCAGAGGUGACACGAGGAGGAAACUACGCAUGGUAAAAAGUGCCGACUCCUUGGCUACCAUGUCUGCACUGCCACACGCAGGGGCCCUGAUUGCCAACCCAUAUGCAGAAGAGAGUCCCAAGUUAGAGCGACCCAAGUCAGUAGAUGACAGUAGUAUCACUACGGGAACCACAGUGGUAGAGGCUCCCAUGCCAAGGUCUAACUCCCUAGAGUCCUACUUUGAAAUGCCAAUAGAUGCUGACGCUCAGAGUGAUGUCACUGAGGACUCGAUUGUGUCUGAGCAAGCAGUCUCUCAGAAACCCAGCAAAAAGAAACAGCGAACAGCAUCAGAACCUUCCACCCCUCAGGAACUCAAAGUGUUUGAAAUAGAACUUGAGUCAAAGAAGUCCCACAGGUCGCCAUCUUUAAAACAAAAAAUUGCAAAAGCUCUAUCACCUAAGGCUCGACGGAAGAGAAGCACUCCAUCUCCUAGUAACAGCAAACGUUUAGUCUCUGCACCCAUAUUGCAGACACCUCCAAGUUCAGAGAGCUCCUCACCUUUAUGCCACAAGUCAUUUUCAUUCAGCGAUUCUGCAUCUCUUGAGGAAAAAUUUCAAAGCAAGAAUGGAGGAGGAGGAAGCGGGGUGUUCUAUGUCCCCAAUGAGACCCAGGAGCCAGGGGAGAUCCUGGAGCUGGCUCACAGCCCUGGUGCUAAGAGAAAAUCUGUGCGGAGAUUCUCAGAGUUUGACUCCGCGGAAGAUGUCAGUCAAGACACGUCACAGACGUUAGAGGCCAGUCAGAGUGAUGGUAAUUUGUCUAGCAGCACGCUGGAUUUAUCCAUAGAGAACCUGAGCACAGAAAACUAUAACUUGGUGGAGGAAGUGCAGUCUGCUAUCCAGGAAAGAGGACAGAAGGAUUCCAGUCCCGAUAUUCUUGGAUCCCGUAGUAGUGAGCAAGAUUUGUUCGAGGCUUCCAAGGAUUCGAGUGCCCAGUCAGUGCCAAAUACAAAUGACUCUGUGUCCAGUUACACAAAGGAAGAUUCAGAACAGUCACCUGCUGCUCCUUCCGAGCAGAGGAAAAGUUUAAAGAUUGAACUUCGCUUGGGUACACCGGACAGUGAUAAAUUCCCAAAUUUGAUGCUCACGUCAUCAGACUCUUUAUUUUCUGCCAACAGUGAUUUAAAAACCCCAGACAGUGAUGUCAUAACCCUGGACAGCUCGUCCACCAUUAACUCUGAAAUCAUGGAGCAAUGGUCUCGGACACUAGGAGCAGACUCAACAGCUGAAAGCUGCGACAAUCUCAGCUGUCAUUCCUGGAAUUUUGCCAAUAAUGAGGAUCGACGGCUGUCACAGUCAAGCGAUGAGUAUUUUUCCACCCUGUCUCGUGACAGUGAGCAGGGGACAUUAACACGCAGUGACUGGGGCACACUCAGAGACAGUAACUUUGAUACACUGAGUGAUUCUGGGGGUCAUAUAGACUAUUCCUCGGAGGUUGGGGACCAGGGAACUCUGACACGUAAUCAUGAAGGAAAUCAGGCAGAACCCCAAGAACAGACAGAUUUCCUGUCAGAUUCAGAACUUAUUCCAAAGGAAACUUUAGAUUUGAUAACAAGUGGUGCCAGUUUUGACCACUUAGGAGGGAUAACCACCUUAACUGCUGACAACACAGAGGGGAGUGGUCUGACAGCUACACAGGGGUCCAAGGAGAGCACCACCAGCACCACCACAUUUCUGGAGACAGACAUUGAUUUACUGGACAGCAGUAACAGCCAUGGAGCACCGUCACCAGUGGCAUCUUUAACAUCUCAGUCCCCAUGUCCCCUGUCACCAGACAUGGUGGUGUCACCUGUCAGACAGGAGUCUGUUGACGACCCCGCUGUGUCACAGUCCUCGGAAUUACCAUUGGAACAGCGACCAGCCUUCACUAUGUCUCUGUCAUCAGACGGAGGUCUGGGUGACAGUGGUGAAUAUGAUAACGCAUUAAACCGUAGACACAGUUCCCAGGGUUCCUUGCACAGUGGAGAUUACGACAACGUGAUAUCCCACAGACAUGAGUCCCUGGGGUCACUGCUGGACCAGAUCACGCCCGACGGAAGCUCCUCUCUUGCCUCAGAAGAUCUCCUUAGUCAGCUCAUGCCACUGUCUGAUGUGGCGGAGACUUCUUUACCCAACACCACAGAGGAUGCUCCGCCUGUUGAUGGUGGUAGUCUGGGGGAGUGUGAACCUGCUGAAUCCAGUGCCAUAGUAGAGCCAGCACCUGACAACACUGAGACUGCUGAUGGUGAAGAGCAAGCACCUGUAACAACUGACACCACUGAGGGAACAGUUGGGGAUGUAAUAGAGGAACAGGUGCCCCCUGUAACAAACAUUGAGGAUGAGGCACCAUGUGUGACAAGUAGCAGUGAGGAAUUGGUACCUGUUAGCACUGUCAUGUCUGUUAGUACAGGAGAUCAAGACAACAAUCUAAGUGCUGAAGUUAAGACCCUCCCCACAGAACCUACAGAACCUCCUGUAGCUAGUGAAGAAAUAGAUGAACAUGUAGAUAAAGUCCCUGCACCAAGUCCUGUUGUGACUGAGACAGACAGGGAAGAUGUUAUUGUUGUGAAACCUAGGAAAAUAUUAGUUGUUAAACCAGACUCUGUUGACUCAGAUACAAAACCAGCACCUGCUCAAGAUGUCAAACCAGACUCAGAAAUGUCUGAUGACAACACAGUGUCAGGUGAGAAUGUUUCGGGUUUGCCAUUUAGAGACAAGAGCAGCCCAGUGGAUGACUCUACCCUCUAUAGUCCCAGGGGUAUAGGUCUACCCCACCGAGAGGAAAGUGUGGUUCUACGGCGCAGAGAGAUCACUGCACCAAGUUUCCCAUCUCCACGAUCUCAGAUGGUGACUCAAGUUGACAUUAGUGAUACAUUUGUACAGGCAAAUCCAGCACAGGCUAGUUCAGUACAGGCAAAUCCAGCUCAGCCAAGUCCAGCAGAGGCAAGUCCAGCACAGGAGAGUUCAGUGCUGGCAAGUCCAACUGAGGAAAGUUCUCCGCCUAUAGUCAAUGAUCAACCAACUCAACACAAGAGACUAAUACGACCUUUUGAAUAUGAAGAUGACAGUAUCUUCAAGUCAUAUAAAAGCACAGAUAGUGGCAGUGACUCUAGUAGUUUAGAAAGAGACAAUAUUCCAGCUUGGGACUAUGGACGUUCUGAGAGUAAAAAAGGAAUUCAGAAAUUUGAUAGGGAUAGAAGACAGGAAAGGUGGAAAAAUAGUUCACAAAAGAAAGAUGGUGAUGCCACUACAAAGAGUGGAAGACCAUCUAGUAUUGGUGACAAGGUGGCGUUGUUUAGUCAAAGUCAAGACAGCACAAAUCAAAAUGUGAUCAAACAUGAUGGAACGCAAGCUGGGGAGGUACGGGCCUAUGUCCUUAGGCAGCCUAGGUUAGAACCUCAUGUGUCCAGUGACACUAGCUCAUAUGUAAAAGAUAAUUUUAACAUAGAGGAGUCAGUAGACAGUGAGGACAGUUGUUUUGGAAGCUUUCCAAGACGAUCCAAAAGAAUGGGUCAAGUGGAGACAUCUAGGGAUUUGUCAACACCACACCAGUACACUCCAACAGCUCAGGAUGACGGCAUGAAGACACCAAGUAUUGACUCAGCAGGUUCUUCUGCUCCACAGAGACACCAUUCAGGUGGUUCCAGCGUCUCUCACCCAAGUUUUAAAAGUGUUGCACCUCCUUCUGAGUCUCAAGUUGUGUCUACGCCCAAAACCAUCCAGGUCCAACAUGGCAGGGUGCAAGGACGGGCUAAGAAACCUCCGCUUCACGACAGUAAGGAUGAUAAAAGCAAAGAGGACAUGAGAAGAUAUAUAGAGAAACCAGUGGAAAUCAUUGAAAAGCAGCCAAUAUCCACAUCUAAAGGAAAAGAGGACAGUGCUGGUGGUCCUGAAAAGGUCAAUUCUGAUUCAGGAGCGAAAAGAACUGCACUUGUGCAGAGAAAGAGCAGUGUGAGAGCUCUAAUGUCACAGUUUGAAACUAAAAGUGGUCCUGAUUCUGAAGCAGUGGAUUCAGGGAAAAGCCAGAAGCAAGAGCUGACUGAAGAGAAAGAUAAACCACAUUCUGUGUUAUUGUCAAGACAGGACAGUACCAAUACCUCAGACUCUAGUCUGAUCACCAUGACCCCCGGUGACUCUGACAGCCUGGGCAAGCUGUAUCGUAGAGGACUGUCACAUGAACAAGGUCAAGGUCGUUACUCUGGGCGUAGGUACGGGCCCAGUGAGGAGCCAAUAGUACGUCCCAGCAUGCUUCGUAAGCUUUCUGCUCCACCAGUAUUUACUGGGGCUGGUCACACAGAGUUUUCUCUGCCUUCACAGACAAGUCAGUCCUCUUCUCCUAUGUCACCAUCAUAGUGUUAGCAAGAUACAACUGAGAUUGUAGGAAUACUGAUAAAUAUGUGCUUUAGCAAACUCAUGAUUUGAUGGAAUUUUUUUCUUUAAAUACAAAGAAUGUGCAAAGGAAUUUGCUGUUACUGGUAUUUUAGUGCUUGCAUCUUCAUUUUUAAGACUAAGUAGAAUUCUACAGUUUACACUCAGAAUUUCAUGGUAUCAUACUGCUGUUGUUUUAAGGACAAUUGAAUGGGUAACCAGUUUCAAAAUUCAUGUAUAUUGAAAUAGAGAAAAGUAAGCCUCAGUUUUUAUGGCUAAGGUCAGCAUUUUGUAUCUUAAGAGGCUAAAAGAAGUAGUCUCAACAAUACAGUGGUCUUUACUUCAAGCAUUUGCAUAGAAUUUUUGCUUUUAGUGGUCUUGAAUUUCAGCCAUUGACAUUGGUAUUUGUAUAUUAAAAUACUUUCAUAUUUUAUUUACUCUUUUAUGCAGUUUUGAAUGGCAACCAAGCUAGUAUUAUUGAUAAAUCUUGCAGGAGUAUUUUACAACAGGCUUGUAGGCAAUUUCUUAAUUUUAUUCAAUUUUUACAAGCAUUUAUUAUCCUGUAAACUUGCAGCAGCAGGAUCAGACGCAGUGCAUCAUACUAUGUCAUAAUGAUAAUACAUCAUGUUUGUUUUUCAUUCUGAACAAGGAAACUGUUUGACCUAUUUCUAUAUAAGCGGUCAAUCUGUGUCAGUAUUGGAAUUGUGUGUACGUGUAAAUACUCAUCUACUGCCUUGUAUAUAAUGCCAUUUUCACCAUCGUUGACUGGGGAAUGUACUUAUUACAUGUGUAUGUAAACGUCAUUGAUUUGACUGUGCUUGACGAGGGACAUGUUCAGAUGUGUGUGUUUUGGACCUGUGUGUAAAAGACAGGGCGGUAUAUACUCAAGAGUAACUCUGCUUUUACUACAAAAUGUUUCAUAAAUGUCAAGGUCAUGUUCCUUAGUGUUUGCAUUUGAAAGUAAAAAUAGUUUAUUCAUCAACUUACAAAAGCGGUACCAUAAAACUGUUUCAGCAGUUGAAGUCAUGUUUGCUUAAUCUUAUAAAUGUAUUGAAAUGCAUUUUUAUAAAUAAAUGAAACCAAAUUUA